Echinops telfairi (small Madagascar hedgehog) is the source of this 6811-nucleotide messenger RNA. RefSeq names its product disco interacting protein 2 homolog A (gene DIP2A). NCBI's taxonomy places the organism in Eukaryota, Metazoa, Chordata, Mammalia, Afrosoricida, Tenrecidae. The record is from RefSeq and is a predicted model, not a curated record. Gene Ontology annotation, cellular component: cell surface. The coding region runs from base 1 to 4656 and encodes 1551 amino acids. The transcript has 38 exons.
AUGGUCUCUUCACUACCAAGUGCUGCGGGGAGCCUGUGCGUGAGCGUGGAUAGCUUGGACGGGACCCAGGGCUCUGUGGUCAGCAGUGGAGCAGGUGACAUCACCCAAAAAGGAUAUGAAAAGAAAAGGGCAAAGCUGCUAGCACGUUACAUUCCACGUAUUCAAGGAGUAGAUCUGUCCCUGCAAGCCGAGAGCAGGACCACGGGCCCCUCACCGACUGCGGCGGCUGCUCCCAAACAACCCAAGUCACGCCCCACCAACUCGAGGGAUGAGCGCUUCCGCUCAGAUGUCCACACGGAAGCCGUGCAGGCAGCGCUGGCCAAGUACAAGGAGAGGAAGAUGCCCAUGCCCUCGAAACGGCGCUCCGCGCUCGUGCACUCGUCCGUGGACGCAUACACGCCCCCAGACACCUCGUCCGCCUCAGAAGACGAGGGCUCUUUGCGGCGACCCGGGAGACUCACCUCCACUCCGCUCCAGAGCCAUCCCAGCGUCGAGCCCUGGCUCGACCGGGUCAUUCAGGGCUCGUCCACCUCGUCCUCCGCAUCCUCCACCUCAUCUCACCCGGGAGGGAGACCCGCCGCCCUCACCGGCCUCGCGACCCACGCCCACAUAGACCUGCACCCUGCCCCUCCUGAUGUCACCACCGGCCUUGGGGAGCAUCCGCACUGUGAACGGCCCCAGGUGGCCUCCGUGAGAGGUGUGCCUCGAGGGUGCAGCAGGAGCAUCCUGGAAACAGCAGAUGGUGUCCCGGUGAGCAGCAGAGUGUCCUCCAAAAUCCAGCAGCUUCUAAACACCCUGAAGAGGCCCAAGCGCCCUCCACUGAAGGAGUUCUUUGUGGAUGAUUUUGAGGAAUUGUUGGAAGUUCAGCAGCCGGAUCCAAAUCAGCCGAAACCUGAGGGCAGUCAGAUGGUCAUGCUCAAAGGGGAGCCCCUGGCUGUGGGAACACCCUGGCCACCAUCACUGCUGGCCGCUUUGCAGCAGUGGGGCACAACUCAACCCAAAGCCCCCUGUCUGACUGCCUUGGAUACAACUGGGAAGGCCACAUACACUCUCACCUAUGGCAAACUUUGGAGUCGGAGUUUGAAACUAGCUUAUACUCUGCUUAAUAAACUGACUCAUAAGAAUGAACCACUACUUAAGCCUGGAGACAGAGUGGCGCUCGUGUUCCCGAACAGCGAUCCUGUGAUGUUCAUGGUUGCGUUUUAUGGGUGUCUCCUGGCAGAACUGAUUCCUGUUCCCAUAGAAGUGCCAUUAACAAGGAAGGACGCCGGCAGCCAGCAGGUGGGCUUUCUGCUGGGAAGCUGUGGGGUCGCCCUGGCCCUGACCACAGAGGCUUGUCAGAAAGGCCUUCCCAAAGCACAGACUGGAGAGGUGGUAACCUUCAAAGGUUGGCCUCCCCUCGCCUGGCUGGUGAUUGACGGGAAGCAUCUGGCAAAGCCCCCUAAGGACUGGCACCCACCCACUCAGGAUAUAGGGGAUGGGAUUGCCUACAUCGAGUAUAAAACCGGCAAAGAAGGCAGUACCGUGGGGAUCACAGUGUCCCAUGCAUCUCUGCUAGUGCAGUGCCGGGCUCUGACCCAGACGUGUGGGUACUCGGAAGCGGAAACAUUAACAAAUGUGCUGGAUUUUAAGAGGGAUGCUGGUCUGUGGCAUGGAGUGUUAACGAGUGUCAUGAACAGGAUGCACGUCAUCAGCAUCCCUUACGCCCUGAUGAAGGUCAACCCGCUCUCCUGGAUUCAGAAAGUGUGUGCUUACAAAGCCCGAGCAGCCCUGGUGAAGUCCCGAGACAUGCACUGGUCUCUCCUGGCCCAACGAGGUCAAAGAGACAUUAGCCUCAGUUCCCUGCGGAUGCUGAUCGUGGCAGACGGUGCCAACCCAUGGUCCAUCUCCUCCUGUGACGCCUUCCUCAACGUUUUCCAGUCCAGGGGCCUGCGGCCGGAGGUCAUCUGCCCUUGUGCCUGCUCCCCUGAGACACUCACGGUGGCUGUCCGAAGACCUCCUGAUCUGGGAGGACCCCCUCCCAGAAAAGCCAUCCUGUCAAUGAGUGGCCUCAGCUACGGUGUGAUCCGUGUGGACACCGAGGAGAAACUGGCUGUGCUGACCGUGCAGGAUGUUGGCCAGGUGAUGCCGGGAGCCAGCGUGUGUGUGGUGAAGGUUGAAGGGACCCCUUACCUCUGUAAGACGGACGAAGUCGGGGAGAUCUGUGUCCACUCCAGCGCCACAGGCACCGCGUACUACGGACUGCUUGGGAUCACAAAGAAUGUCUUUGAGACCACCCCGCUCACUGCAGGAGGAGCUCCUGCCUCGGACAGGCCGUUCACCAGGUCCGGCCUGCUGGGCUUCAUUGGGCCGGACAACCUGGUCUUCGUCGUGGGCAAGCUGGAUGGGCUGAUGGCAGUCGGCGGGCGCAGACACAGUGCAGACGACGUGGUGGCCACUGCUCUGGCCGUGGAGCCCAUGAAGUUUGUCUACAGAGGCAGGAUAGCCGUGUUCUCCGUGACGGUGCUGCACGACGACCGCAUUGUCCUGGUGGCCGAGCAGCGGCCCGAUGCCUCGGAGGAGGACAGCUUCCAGUGGAUGAGCCGUGUGCUGCAGGCCAUCGACAGCAUCCACCAGGUGGGCGUGUACUGCCUGGCCUUGGUUCCUGCGAACACCUUGCCCAAGGCUCCCCUUGGAGGAAUUCACAUUUCUGAAACCAAACAGCGCUUCCUGGAGGGGACUCUCCACCCCUGUAAUGUGCUGAUGUGCCCUCACACCUGUGUUACCAACCUUCCCAAACCACGUCAGAAGCAACCAGAAGUUGGUCCAGCCUCCAUGAUUGUAGGGAACCUGGUUGCUGGGAAGAGGCUGGCCCAAGCAUCUGGGCGGGAGCUUGCCCACCUGGAGGACAGUGACCAAGCAAAGAAGUUCCUGUUCCUGGCUGAUGUGUUGCAGUGGCGUGCCCAUACCACACCCGACCACCCACUCUUCCUGCUGCUGAAUGCCAAGGGCACCGUGACCAGCACUGCGACCUGUGUCCAGCUGCACAAGAAAGCUGAGCGCAUUGCAGCUGCCUUGAUGGAGAGGGGACGACUGAGUAUCGGAGACCACGUGGCCCUGGUCUAUCCCCCGGGGGUGGACCUCAUCGCCACCUUCUACGGCUGCCUGUACUGUGGCUGUGUGCCUGUGACCGUGCGGCCCCCGCACCCUCAGAACUUGACCACCACACUGCCUACUGUCAAGAUGAUCGUGGAGGUGUGGAUCUCAGCUCUGCUCCUCUCCUUGCCUCUGUGUUGUAUGUUGUCAGACCAUGCACCAUGUCCCACAUCCUGGUACUUCUGCCUGACAGAUGACAUCCCGAAAAAGAAAAUCGCCAGCAUCUUCAGGCCCCCGUCCCCAGACAUGCUCGCCUACCUGGACUUCAGUGUGUCCACCACGGGCAUCCUCGCAGGCGUGAAGAUGUCACACGCUGCCACCAGCGCCCUGUGUCGCUCCAUAAAGCUGCAGUGUGAGCUGUACCCCUCCCGCCAGAUUGCCAUCUGCCUCGAUCCCUACUGUGGCCUGGGCUUCGCCCUGUGGUGCCUGUGCAGCGUUUACUCGGGUCACCAGUCCGUCCUGGUGCCCCCGCUGGAGCUGGAGAGCAACGUGUCGCUGUGGUUGUCGGCCGUCAGCCAGUACAAGGCCCGGGUGACUUUCUGCUCCUACUCGGUGAUGGAGAUGUGCACCAAGGGCCUGGGCACACAGACGGGUGCACUCAGGAUGCGGGGCGUGAACCUGUCCUGCGUGCGCACCUGCAUGGUGGUGGCGGAGGAGCGGCCCCGUAUCAGCCUGACACAGUCCUUCUCCAAGCUGUUCAAAGACCUGGGCCUGUCGGCGCGCGCCGUGAGCACCACCUUCGGGUGCAGGGUCAACGUGGCCAUCUGCUUGCAGGGCACAGCCGGCCCGGAUCCAACAACAGUCUAUGUGGACAUGAGGGCACUGCGCCAUGACAGGGUGCGUUUGGUAGAACGGGGCUCUCCACACAGCCUGCCGUUGAUGGAGUCUGGAAAGAUUCUCCCAGGGGUGAAGGUCAUCAUUGCACACACCGAAACCAAAGGGCCCCUUGGAGAUUCACACCUGGGAGAGAUCUGGGUGAGCAGUCCCCACAACGCCACCGGGUACUACACCGUGUACGGGGAGGAGGCACUGCACGCUGACCACUUCAAUGCCCGGCUGAGCUUUGGAGACACACAGACCAUCUGGGCCAGGACUGGAUACCUCGGCUUUCUCCGGAGGACGGAGCUCACAGAUGCCAGCGGAGAGCGGCAUGAUGCCCUGUACGUCGUCGGGUCCCUGGACGAAACGCUUGAGCUGAGAGGCAUGCGGUACCACCCCAUCGACAUUGAGACCUCGGUGAUCCGGGCGCACAGGAGCAUUGCCGAGUGUGCCGUCUUCACGUGGACCAACCUGCUGGUGGUGGUGGUGGAGCUCGAGGGCCUGGAGCAGGAUGCACUGGACCUGGUGGCCCUGGUGACCAAUGUGGUGCUGGAGGAGCACUACCUGGUCGUUGGCGUGGUGGUCAUCGUGGACCCGGGAGUGAUCCCCAUCAACUCCCGGGGGGAGAAGCAGCGAAUGCACCUGAGGGACGGCUUCCUGGCCGACCAGCUGGACCCCAUCUAUGUCGCCUACAACAUGUGAACCCGCACACACUGAGAAUAGAGGACUAAGAGGAGAGGCUUACACCGCCGGAAUGCCGCCUUGGGGGCCUUGAGACCCGUCGGAAGUGAUGUAGCACGUGGACAUGCUGACAUGUCUCCAGCCACGAGUCUUCGGGGGGACUCCCAUCACUCCUCAGUGCUGUGACGCACCUGUGUGCGCAGGGCCCUAAGUCUCAGCUUGGCAGGCGUUCCCUGGAUUUAGUUAAAGACAUGUUUCGACUUUGCCAAGGACACUUACGAGUGGAUGUCUGUUUCCACAGGUGGGUGGCUGGCAAAGGAAGGGCCCAGCACGGGCACUGCGAGCAGCUGCAGGCGGGCGUGCGGCCGUUCUCUGCUGGAUGACGAUUUUGCACUUUCUCUCCCUAAAAAAUUGAACUCCUGAUUUUGAAAAUUCAAUGCUCUGUUCCCACACCAAAUGAGAAAUUCAGUGAUAGAACUUAUGCGGGGAAACUAAGGAACAAACUUUGCACAGGCCCUCCUCGUAGCUGCCUCACUGCUGUUUCAUGGGAAGGCAGGUGAGCCCAGAAAGGCUGAUGGGGAGGCGAGUGAUCCCUGGCUUUGUGGCACAGGCCACGGCUGCUCUGUGUCCUUCCUUUGCCGGUUUCUCUACUGAGACAGGUGUACCUGUCUGUCUGCGUAUAGUCACUCAUACGCGGCAGGUGCUAGGCUGGACUGUCGAGUUAGAUGGAUGUGCUGGUUCAGAACAAGAAGCCAGCAUCAAGUUUUAAACCACUCCCACAUUUCUAACUUCAUGCAGUUUAGUCCAGUUACUUGUUUUCAUAGCAUUACAGUAGUAACCUUCUUGUUACACCAGAGGUGUACAUGCCUCGGUUUUUUUCUGAGUCUGUGGGUUCUAAACACUAGUGGAAAAACCCAAGGUUCCCCGUUCUGAGCAGUUCUGCGUUGGGAACAUGCUGAAGUAACCGGCAAGGAGGAGUGGGGAGAGCUUGGUCUAACAUCGAAGGUGGUCUUGCUCCCACCCUUAUCGGCUGCCUUCACAUGUUGAGUUGAAUGCGUAUAAAAUUUGGCCGAACCAUACCCAGGUAUUUUAUUUCGACUUGACUGACCCAAGUGAUCUAAUAUUAUAGCGAACCUAAAUCAAAGAAGAGAAUGUAAAAACCUUUAGCUACUUUUAAGAAUUCGAAGUCAAGCACGAGUCUACGACAUAGAUUAUUUUUAUAUAGCGAGGAAAGAGUACAUUAUGAAAUUGUUGGGUUUUAUGGGGACUACGGGUGGGAAAACUUAGAAUCGUGCAUGUCUCACAGAAACAACCGGGCUCUUCCAGAAUUAGUCUGGAAUUAGCUUGGAUCAGUGCCUAACACAGCUGCGAUGAAUCCUGCCCCGUUGUAAAGUCUCUGCCAAAGGAGUCCUACUGAGUGGGCAAACUCUCACUCACAUCGUCCUCGGGCUUGGCUACAGAUAGCAUCGCACAUCGUAGCUCGUUUUCGCCUAUGGUGUUAGAAGCAGUGUAGGAUGUUGCCACAUACUGGAAUUCUAAUAAUUCUACUGUAAUUAUGUACAGAAUCUGUGUAACUUAUUGUUUGACAUACAGACAUUUUAGCCGUGGAUUAAUAAUGGACAUUCCUUGUGAUAGAAUGACCGGAAAGGUGCGAGAACUACCUAACCGCCGUGUUAAUGUUGUAGUUUCAUAGCAAUUAAAGUACUGUAAGGCUUUUGUAUUGAGAGAUCAGUGGCAGUAAGACAAGGUGUUCUUGUAAAUUAGGAUUUUAAUAAGUACGUUAAAAUGUGUAAAAUUUACUCUGGGAAUUCUGUAUAUCACACUAAAAUUUUUUAUAUCAUUAUGUUAAUAAAAAAAUGUUAUUGACUGUUUAUAAUUCUAUAUUUUGAAAUGUGUGAAAAGGUUUUUUAAAAUGCCCCCCAAUAGGAUGUAUAUUUUUUUCUGAAUAUAAAAAUAAUUAUGCUUAUCGCAUUAAAUCUAGAAAGCACAUUAUUAAAGUAUAAAGAAGAAAACUAAAAAAAUUCUAUAAUCCUACCUCUGGGCUAUAGCGGCAUUAGUAUUCAAUGUAAAUCCCUGAAUUAUGUUGAAUACUAUGAAAAUUUUAUUAUUAGAAUCAUAUACUUAUUUUAUAAUGUUUUGUACUUAAUAAAUUACAAACUUUUCAAUCUGUUACAUA